Mercurialis annua (annual mercury) is the source of this 718-nucleotide messenger RNA. Its product is annotated as 60S ribosomal protein L34. NCBI's taxonomy places the organism in Eukaryota, Viridiplantae, Streptophyta, Magnoliopsida, Malpighiales, Euphorbiaceae. The record is from RefSeq and is a predicted model, not a curated record. Gene Ontology annotation, cellular component: ribosome; cytosolic large ribosomal subunit. Gene Ontology annotation, molecular function: structural constituent of ribosome. The transcript is spliced from 4 exons. Gene Ontology annotation, biological process: translation; ribosome biogenesis. The coding region runs from base 80 to 442 and encodes 120 amino acids.
CAAUAAAAACCUUUGUUCUCUGUUGAAGCACAGCUCCUGCACUCGGAAACCAAACCCUAGAAGAGCAGAGAGAUCGAAAAUGGUGCAGAGACUCACGUACAGGAAGCGGCACAGCUAUGCCACUAAAUCAAACCAGCACCGGAUCGUCAAAACCCCUGGUGGAAAGCUGGUGUAUCAGACCACCAAAAAGAGAGCAAGCGGUCCUAAGUGCCCCGUCACCGGCAAGAGGAUUCAAGGCAUUCCUCACUUGAGACCUGCAGAAUAUAAGAGGUCGAGAUUGUCGAGGAACAGGAGGACUGUCAAUCGGGCUUAUGGAGGUGUAUUGUCGGGUGGUGCUGUCAGAGAAAGGAUUAUUCGAGCCUUUUUAGUUGAAGAGCAGAAGAUAGUGAAGAAGGUUCUCAAGAUUCAAAAGUCCAAGGAAAAGCAGUCCUCUAAAAGUUAGGAAUGAAAAAAUAUAAGAUUUGGAGGAGUCGUCGAAACAGUCAGUGUUAGUGAUUUAUGGAAAGUAUUAGGGGCAUUCCAUUUUCGAUUUGUAUUUUGAUUUGUCUCUUGGAACUAUGUUCUUCUACAUUUACGUUAUCAUCUCUCAACUUAUCUACAAUUUAUGCUGCAAUUUUGUUCUGUUUUGAAGUACACUCUUGACGCUUCUUGAACUCUUGGGUUUAUCACUUGUAAUGUCAGGUUACUUGUUGAUGUUUUUGAGUUUUGUUUCUUACAA